AUAGCAUACAGUAUGUAUUCUACUUGAACGAAAUACUGGAAUUCUUCUGAAAUGAUUUAGAAUUAAACUCUGGAGAAUUAUUCUGAAUUCUGGACAUGGUUAAAGAUGGGUGAUGGAGAGCUCUUCCGUGGAAAGUGACUUGCAAAACUUUCAUAAAGAAAGGAAGCUUUAUGCAGUUGAUUCUUUGAACAACUUAAAUGAACAAAAUCUUUGUGCAGAUCGAUAUCGGCACGCCGCAGUCUGGGAAGAGAACUUACACAGUCGGAGGUGUUUGACAAUUCAAAACAGCAUGAGGUGCCAAAGCUGGUUCUUUGUCACAUUGAUCAUUACUUUAAUUGUCAGCUUGGCACUAGUUUCUUUUGUAAUAAUCUUAAUAGUUCACACUGGAGACAAGAUGGAUGAAGUGUCAAGAAAAAUGGUGCUAGAAAAGAAGAGCAUUGAAGAUCUUAAGGAAUUAAACGACAUGAUUUUGCAAUACCUUAAUCAGACAGAAUGGAUGGGGAGUAUAGGAAACUUCAGCACAAAGCAAGCAAGGGAACCACAUCCAGGCUAUUGACUAAGGGAAUAUUGAGCAGCUGGAAGGAUCAGGAGAGUGUGUAAUUUUUGCAAUAAAAUCCACUCUCAGUAUA
Messenger RNA from Podarcis raffonei (Aeolian wall lizard), 629 nucleotides. RefSeq names its product leucine rich single-pass membrane protein 1 (gene LSMEM1). The record is from RefSeq and is a predicted model, not a curated record. The transcript is spliced from 4 exons. The coding region runs from base 113 to 556 and encodes 147 amino acids. Lineage: Eukaryota; Metazoa; Chordata; Lepidosauria; Squamata; Lacertidae.